Messenger RNA from Capsaspora owczarzaki ATCC 30864, 2458 nucleotides. RefSeq lists its product as hypothetical. Gene Ontology annotation, biological process: monoatomic cation transport; intracellular calcium ion homeostasis; transmembrane transport. Gene Ontology annotation, cellular component: membrane. The record is from RefSeq and is a predicted model, not a curated record. Bases 168 to 2309 code for a protein of 713 amino acids. Gene Ontology annotation, molecular function: monoatomic cation transmembrane transporter activity. The transcript has 9 exons. NCBI's taxonomy places the organism in Eukaryota, Filasterea, Ministeriida, Capsasporidae.
GCUGGCCUUUCCCCCACAAUCUCCCUUGAGCCUCGAGGCACCCUACAACAACAACCCAUUCUCGUUCUCUGAAUUUGUCCAUUUGCUGAAAUUUUGAGCAGCUUCUGCGCCCCACCCUUUGAGCACAGGGGACUCUCUUUUUCUUCUCUCAGACGGGACCUGAGCCAAUGUCGUGUCGGAGCAGGGUGGGAUUGGCCGGAUUGGCGGUCUUGCUGCUUGUUUCAGUGCUCUGCGCAACAGCACCCCACGCAGCAGCUGCCUCGCUCGGUGGUGUUAGCGCCAUCAGCAGUAGCAGUGCGGGUCGUGGUGGUGAUGGUGGUCGAGCGACGACGACAGCGAGCAUGAGCUUGAGUGGCAACUCGACGAGUUCGCUCCCACCGACGCACGUCUCGCUCCUGCAGCAGCCGCAGCAGCCCCCGCUGGCCGACGACGAGAGCGCCGUUGGUGGUGGCUAUGGGCCUGCGCCGCGCUACGCGUUCAAGUGCACCGACAUCAUGGACAACGACGACCCGUGCCUGUUUGUGACCAUGGUCGAGGACUGCCAGAAUCUUGCUGGCCGCUACAACUACCUGUUCAUCCCAUUCUGCAGCGAACUCCACAACGAACCGCAGUCGGGCUCGUUGCUGGGUCUGCUCGUCAUCUACUUGUUUCUGGCGCUCGGCUGGCUUGCCGAUGAAAUUCUGUGCCCUUCCUUCAGCGCUGUUGUCCACCGACUCGAGUUGGAACCUUCCCAGGGGGGUGCAAUGCUUCUGGCACUGUCAAGCAGCAUUCCGAAAAUACUGGUGAUUGCAUACACCUUCCCACCGCCCACGGCACUGCUCUACAAGGGUCACGUCUAUGCGGCCAUGGAUGGCAUGCUGGGGAGUAUGCUCAUCAACUCGGGCCUGAAUGCCGGCCUUCUGCUCACGACCUUGGUCUUUUCCGUCGACCGAUUUGCAUUGGUUCGUGAUUUGGCCUUGCUGGCGGCGGUGGUUGGCUUGCUCCUGUACCCAAUUCACGACGGCAAGCUUACAUCGGCAGAGUCUACUGGCUUCCUCUGCUUGUUUUCCGUAUACCUGACUGUGUUUGUGGCGGGAGCGUGGCGCCGGUGGCGCGCUGCUGUUCGUACGCAAGACGGCGAGCGCCAGCAUCUCCUCCCGCCUCAACAAGCUGGCGAUUCCUCGCGGACGCCAGCAGCGCGCACACCAUCUGCAGCCAACAGGAGUGUAAAUUCCAAUCCUCCCCAGCGCACACAAGCCACAGCCGAUAGUUCUUGCCACUACGGCGCAUAUGGCACCAUCGUCACGCUGACGGACGGCGGAGACGAUCCAUACGAAGAUGUUUCGUCCUUUCCUGGAUGGGCGGAUCAGCUCCAAGCGUCCAACCAGCUCGAGUCGCCUCCCGACUAUGGGUCUCAAAGGAAGGCUCCUAUUGACAGGCAUGAGGGGCAACAACCUGCUCCAUCAGGCACGUUUUUCUCCACACAGCAGUGGCGGACUGUGGCGAAAGUCAUGUCCCCCUUUCGCAUGAAAGACUGGAAGGAGGCUGGCGUCUUUGGCAAGUUUAUCAUUCUGCUGAAAGCUCCUUGCGUGCUGGUGUUCAAGCUCUUCAUUCCUAUUUAUGCCGAGGACGAGACAAACAACCAUUGGAACCGGAUUGUCGCUGUUUGGCACGCGCUCGUCACGCCCGCGUUUUGCAUGUUCUUGGUGAAUGUGCCGGCCUUCAACUCUGACAUUUUCGAACAAUGCGCUGUCUGGAUGCUGAUGCCUGUGCUGUGCAUCCCACUUGCCAUUUUCGUUUGGUGCACAAGCAACUACGACCGUCCACCAAAGUACUUCCUGGUCUUUGGCGCAGCCGGAUUUGUUGCUUCUGCAAUUGCACUUUAUGCCAUCCAAAAUGAGCUCGUAAAUGCGCUGAUGGCGAUCGCCAAAAUCAUCAACAUUAAUGACACUCUGAUCGACAGCACCGUUCUCUUUUGGGGUGUUGCUAUCGCAGAUCUUGUCACCCAAGUCACAGUGGCCAAGUACGGUCUGGCCGAGCUGGCCUUCUUCGCUGGUUUGAUAAAUCCAAUUUUGACCAUGGCGCUCGGAAUGGGAAUGGGCGGGCUGAUGGCCUCGUCUGCGAAUGAUGCUCCGUUUGUGCUUGAGAGUGCGGGUGACACUCAGCUUACCCUUUCAGCUGCGUUUGGGCUGGCAAAUGUUGGCAUUCUUGCGAUUGGCGUGCCACAGUGCAAAUUCACGUCACAUCGUUGGUUUGGCCUUGGUGUCGUGGUUUGCUACUUUGGGUAUCUGCUCACCUGCGUCAUGAUAGCUGCCGUCGCUUCCAUAUGAGAGUCGCAAGGACUGUGGUGUGUCGUGUACUGUGGUUUUUUGGUCUGAGUUUUUUUUUUGUUUGUACUUCUUUUGCUUGGUUCCACAUACAUUUAAAUCUACUGGAUCCGAGGUCUCUUGUGGUAUUUAUAAUAAGAACCAAACUCGGG